UCUAUUUCUUUCUCUCCUUUUCUCCUUUCAACUUCAUUCCAUCCACCCAAAGGGCCAAGGCCUCUCCCUUUCCUCCCAACCCCCAUUGCUCUCAGUGGGUUUUGUUUUCCAUUUUUCUCACCUAUUUAUUUUUUUCUACAGAAAAAUAAACAAAAGAAAGGUCUUUUCAUCACCCACCCGGAUUAUCUGGGCCAGUUCUUUCGAUUUUCUGCUCCGGAUUGUUUUCAUAGAUCGGUUUCUUCAUCUGGGUCUGCCAAAGUACAAAUAGCGUAUUAUCUAUACUGAAGAUUUCUUCAAGUUCUUUACGUUUCUUUUACAAGAAGAUUCAUAUCAGCCCUAAUGCAAGGGCAGAGGGGUACUAUUGGUUCCUUGCCUGAAUUCCUAGAUUUUGACCAUGGAAGUGCAUCAAACGAUGCUGCUCUAGAUCAGCAAAUUUGCUGGAAUAGCACACGGAAUCCACGGAAUCCUGCAGAAAGGAUUCCGGACUAUGUACAAUCACCCGGUGAUAUGAAUGUUGGGUUUGUGAAUUCUAUGGGACAGGAGCGACAACACUUGAGUAGAUGGUGCCUAGGUGAACCUAGUUCUAGCAACUCACAGAGUGAGGCAAGUACUGAUGAGCGGAAACCAGAUCUUGGAUGGUCAUCUUCAGUGGAUCCUUGUGUAGAAGCUGCUUCAAGAAUAGAGGAGCGACACUAUGAAUCAACUAAUAACCUUUCACUGGACAACAAUGUGAAUACUUUUUUUACACAAAGUUCCAGUUCUGAUGCAAUCCCACAGAAUCUGAACUUGAAUGCAGGUUUUGCGGGCCAUGGUGGUGAUAAUAGUCAAGUAAUGGAAUGUCCUAACACAUUCAAGUAUAAUGUUUCUGAAAAUGAGCAAAUUCGCCCUCCUAGCAGUUCUAAUUCCUUUAUGCUUCCUUCUGGAAGUGCUGGAUUUUUAAUGGGAGAGAAUGAUGGCAGAUCGGGUAGUUCAUUGGAGGGGCGUCGUGUAUCUUGUAAAAGAAAGGCCAUGGAGGGAAAUAUAGGGCAGUCUUCUCUAAGUGGAAGUUGCAGUUACUUUCAGCAUACAGACAGUGGUGGAAGGACUGUUCCUGCUCACUAUAAUGCAGUCAGCAGCCUUAGCAUAUCUACUCCAUCAGAACCGGGGAAUUCAAGACUUGGAGUAGUUGGGGGAGCACUUACUUCCGACAGCCUUCCUGAUUCAAAUGUUGGAAGAAGCUCAGAAAGCACUCAUAGGAACUUCCGUGUGAGGAUAAACCCUUCAAAUCAGCAAAAUUCUAUACACUCUAAUAGGUUCUUGACAGGGAGGGCUGCUAGGCAUUCUAGUAUUUCCUCUUCGAAUCAUUCACCAAGUCUUCUUCCAGUUGAUCAUAAUAUGGACCUGAGACCAGCACCAGCUCUAGAUAAUAUGAGUUCACAGAACCAGCCAGUUGUCAUCCAUGUUCCUGCUUUGCCGCAAAAUGUGCAAUCGUUGAGAUGGAGUGGAGGGUCUAGCUCAAGAACUGGCAGCUUAUCAAAUUCUGUGGUUUAUGGAGACAGAGAUGCUCCACAGCCUCCACCACGUGAGGAAGGGAGCUCAAGAAGCAUGGCCAGACACAUUUUGGAUCAUCCUAUUUUCGUACCAGCAACUGAAUUGAGAAAUUCAGCUCGGCAUCCUGCAGGUGCAUCUAACAGAAAUUUGCCUGGUGGAAAUGCAAGUAUUCCUGGUAAUGUUGCUUCAGCAUCCCGGACUGGCACAAGUUCAGGUGUUAAUCCAGCAGCUGCACCUACGUGGGUUCCUCCUCACAAUUCUCAUCCGCAAUUUCCUCGAAGAUUAUCUGAAUAUGUUCGCCGAUCGUUAUUUUCUGCUUCUGGUAGUGAGCCUGGGAGUCAGGGCACUAAUUAUUUGCCUCUGCAUUCGGGUCCUGCAUCAUCACCAGAGGUUGAGAGUUCAUCUGGUACUGGUAACCAAAGUCAUCAUCGGUCUCACCCAAGGUCAGCAUCUUGGAUGGAGAGACAUGGCGAUGGUGGACUUGGACUUCCAUAUUCAUUACGGACUUUGGCUGCUGCAGGCGGUGAAGGAAGUAGCAGGCUGGUAUCUGAGCAGAUUUGCAAUGUCCUGGGUCUCAUGCGAAGGGGCGAGAGCUUGCGAUUUGAGGAUGUUAUGAUUCUUGAUCAGUCAGUCCUUUUUGGGGUGGCAGAUAUUCACGACCGACAUAGAGACAUGCGACUUGAUGUUGAUAACAUGUCUUAUGAGGAAUUAUUGGCUCUGGAAGAGCGUAUCGGAAACGUGAACACUGGAUUAAGUGAAGAAACCAUAUCAAAGCGCUUGAAACAUAAGAAGUAUAUUGCAGUAGGAUCUUCGGCAGAUACAGAGCCAUGCUGUGUAUGCCAGGAGGAAUACAAUGGUGGAGAAGAUCUUGGAACGCUCGAAUGCGGACAUGAUUUCCACAGCGAGUGCAUAAAACAAUGGCUGAUGCACAAGAAUUUGUGCCCCAUCUGUAAAACUACAGCCCUGGCAACAUGAGGUCGACGACGUCAAAUGUUUUUGCAGGCUAGUUUUUCUUCAAAUUAGGUAAGGAGGGUUGCUUAUGGAAUCAGUCUGCCUACAUAUGGGCUCACUGAGUCCCAAUGCCUCGAUGCUUUCACCUUUCCGUGUUGGUCGAGUUGAAGUUGGUCCAAAGCACUACUUCAAGCGCCCGAGCGGAAAAUUACCUUAAUUAUUUUUUAUUUUAUUUAAAACCAGGCCUCUUAUUGGAGGCAUCACAUUUCGAAGUUGGAAAAGCAAAACUGAUACUGACUUUUCAUUUUAUCAAUGAAUGAUUAGGCUUCUAUGUUUUUUUGUUA
This is a messenger RNA of Malus domestica (apple), 2825 nucleotides long. RefSeq names its product probable E3 ubiquitin-protein ligase RHG1A. The record is from RefSeq and is a predicted model, not a curated record. Lineage: Eukaryota; Viridiplantae; Streptophyta; Magnoliopsida; Rosales; Rosaceae. Gene Ontology annotation, molecular function: ubiquitin protein ligase activity.